GGCGACGCCGACACGGCGCCAUCUUCUCUCCGGCGGCACCAUCUUCUCUCCGGCAGCACCAGAUCUGACCAUUCUCUCAUUCCGCCAUCUUCUCUCCACGGCGCCAUCUUCCCCAGCUUUGGCGGACUGUCAAAUACACCAAGAGGCGGGAGAUUUCUAGGAUCGAAGGCAUCUCGAUCUUUCCUAUUCUCGGAGCUCCGGUGCUUUGGCCGACUGUCAAAAACACCAUUACCGGCGAGAUCAGGGCAAAAUGAAAUCAAAAGGCUCGAAGGGAAAACGAGCUCAAGCACCGAUAUCUAGCAGCAAUGUGCUUAAUGUCAGUGAGGCCGAGUGUGAUGAUGUUGGAAUGGAUUCCUCAAGUGGGGAAGAGAUGGAAAUCGAAAAUGAUGCAAGUACGAGCAAGGUUCUUUGAUCUUUAUUUAUGGAUAAUCUGUUCUUUUAGGUUGAUGGAAACUACACGGAAGCCGUCAAAGCUGAAGUACUUGUUUUGUUUGGAUCGAUUCCUGAACUUGACCCUAAGAAUGUGGAGACUACAAUUCAGAAUGGCUGCUGAAGUUUUGGACAAGCCAUGUUGGAUCGCUGAUGUUGACUUUUUCACAAGCAGAAUAAUGUCUUAGUUUCGUAAGGUUCAAAUUGUAGUGUUGAUGGUACAUAGUUGAAGUUUCUGAGUUGUUGCCUUCGGUUUCACAGAACUAUGUGGGCUUGAUCUUCAAACUGGAAUGUUUGCUGAGGUGGUCUUUCGUGAUGAAUUUUGUUUUAGUUGAUGGGAUAUAUAGUUGCAGCAGCUUUAAUAUAUACUCCC
Molecule: messenger RNA, 802 nt
Organism: Linum tenue
Lineage: Eukaryota; Viridiplantae; Streptophyta; Magnoliopsida; Malpighiales; Linaceae
Source: the annotation of a GenBank genome assembly